UGCUAGGAUUACAGGCCCGCGCCACCAUGGCUCCAACCCCAGUUCUGAUACGAAAUUUCCAUAUGAUUUUCGAUAAAUCCCUUGACUUCUUCAGACCCUGAGAUUUUAUUAGUGUGAAAUGAGUCCCUAAGGUCUUAUCCAUUUCAAUUUGCCUAUGUAAUAUCAUGGUAGCUUAACAGAUACUUUCAUGAUGACAAUGAUGUCUACCUUUCCAAAAUAGCCACAUAAUAUAAGAAUGGUAGAUGAUAGGCAUUUUGAAGAAUUUAAGACUAAGGUGUUUAGUUAAUAGAGGAAUAACAUUAGAUAGGCAUUAUGUUACCAUUUAUUUUCCCGGAGUAGAGGAUAAUCAUUUAUGUCUAGUAGGAUAAUAAAUCUAGCUUUUCUCCUUUGGAAGUUAAGUGUGGGGUGACUUUCAUUUAUCUCACAUUUCCUGGAAAGUGAGUUCAUUUGAAAUCAUGGUUUUGCUACUUAGCCUGUUAUCUUGCUUUGCUUUUUUUUUUUGGUUUUCAUUUUUUUCUGAUACCAGGAAUAGAUCUCACAACCUUGCGCUUGCCAGGCAGGUGCUGUGCUGCUGAGCUAAAUCCCCAGCUCCUUAGCCUGUUAUCUUGGGAAGCUGUUUUUCUCUCUGCCUUACUUUCUUCAUUCAUAAAACAGGGCUAAUAUAAGAUUAUUGUAGGGAACAAUCCAAAGUAUGCAACUGCAUUUUGAACAAGUGAAAACUCUGGAUAAGUCAGCAUUAUUAUGUACUAAGCACAAGAGUGAGCAGACCUGAUUCGUUCCUCUCCUUAAAGAGCUCAUGGUUAGGAAUUUUUAAACAAAUGACUAUACAGUAUCUCAGUGUUUCAAGUUCUGUAACAAGUUCUGUCAAUAUGUGGCAUAGGAGCAGAGAGGGAAUGGAAUAGAGGUAGGAUAUGCUUCUUGAGGAUAGUUUGAGUCUGAUGCAUAUGAAGAGAAUACACCAUUAGGAACAUUUGGGGUAAUGAAGCAGCCAGAGGCAGCAUGGGGAAGGUAGUUUCUGGCUGGGAAAAAAAAAAUGGUUAGGAGAAAAACACCAUCAUCACUUAAUACCAGAUUUAAGGCUUAUCCCAGACAUACACAAUCAAAAUUUGUAUUUUAAUGGGAUCCUCAAGUGGUUCCUACGGAACAUUAAACUGUGAGAACUACUAAGCUAUAGGAUAGACUCUGGAGCCAAACUGCUUAGAUUCAGAUCCUGGCUUUACCAUUUACUUAUGUGUGACCUUAGGCAACCUAUUAAACUUCUUAUGCCUCAGUUGCCUUGUUUGUAAUUAGGGAUAAUAAUAGUUUCUACCUCCUAAAGUGGUUUUAAGGACUGAGUUAUUAUGUGAAAUGCUUAAAACACUACUUGGCACCUAGUAAAUACAAGAUUAACUAUGGUAAUUCAUCAUAUUUCUUAUGGUAGGAGUCAGUUUUUAUAAGCCGUCUUUUCAUUUCUACUCUAUUAUUUGUCAUUCUGAUAUUCCUUGUAAAGGACACUUGAUGGUCAGAAGACCAGAGGUUAUAUAACCCAGCUAUAUGACACUGGGUGAGUUACUGAACAUCUGGGUUUUGCUUUCAUAGUAUGGGGGACCUUAAUUAUAUGUGGCUCAUCAAGAUAGUGCAAAGCUCAAAUUAAAUAAUGUAUGUUAUUACAAAAUCUUCUAUUAAGAUUUCAUUUUCUAUUUUAACACGUUCUUAAGCAACUGGCCUCAAGAUAGGAUGCACUGGAAGAUCAAGGAGGGCAGGCAGGAAACUUAAAUACCAUUAUUUUCUCUUCCAAACCUACAGCGCUGUUCCAGAACAUGAACAUAAUCAGUGAUUUAUAUAAUGGUUCCUGACUUACAAAGGACUUUUUUCUACGUUGUGUACCACAACAUCUCCAUAGGAUAUAUUAUUCCUUAACAGGGUAGUAUUUUUCUUUUCUUUGAGGGCCUCGGGAUAGAAACCAAGGCCUCAGGCAUGCUCCAGUCCUCUUUGAAGAAGGAAACUACAUCUGGUAAUAGAAUGUACAUCAAAACCUCCUUUGGCUCGAGAAUUACUAAUAAAAGGAAAUUUGGAGGGAGGUCAAACACAAAAUCUGAUGGAAUCUUCAACAUUAGGCACUACCUUUGAAUCCUAAUAUAUAGGGCCCCUUCUCUGAAAGAUAAGAGCGACAAGACCUGCACAACAUUGUGCGAUUAAACAAGAACAAAGGCUGAGGGUGAGCCUACCACGCCGUAGUGCCUCAAAUAAAUCCCUUCCUCUUGCCUUUGGCAGACAUAGCACGAGCUAUCACCGUCAUCUGCACUUCACAUGUGCAGGAACCCGAAGUUGAGAACGCUAAGGUUCUCUUUCUCCAUUUGAAACUCCGUAAUCCCGAGUUCAGGUAUGGGUAACUCCAUUGUCAAUUCUCGGGGUGUAUUAUUUCUCUUCUAGUUGUUGUUUGAGUGGUUGCAGACCGUUGAUAACGGCCGCUACAACUUUGACGAAUCCGAUCCUACGCCGUAAGUGCGCUUCAGCGACAAGCCGGACUUUUUCUAUUCCUAACCUCACUGGAAUAAAGGUCGCCGCGAAAUGCAAACUCCAGCUGCUGCCGCCAUUUUGGCCGCGACGUGCGACGCUACGCGUAGCAGAGAGCACCGCUGAUUGGCUAGGGCACGGCAGCAGGGGAGAGGCGCGCGAAGCCAGAAACCAGAGUAUGCUGGAGAAGCCAAAGGAACUACAAUCCCAGCCUUCCUUGCGCGUGCGACAGCAAACCUGAAGUGAAAGACGGCGGUUUGCGUUGGACUACAACUCCUAGCAGCCCCAUGCGAUACCGGCCCUUUCCUUUCAAAAAGCGGAGGACAAGCUCUUUGGGGCUACCAAACGUAAGCAGCAAUGCCUGUGGUGUGGCCAACCCUUUUGGAUCUCAGCAGAGAUGAAUGCAAAAGGAUUCUUCGAAAACUGGAAUUGGAGGCAUAUGCUGGAGUUAUCACUGCACUUCGGGCACAGGGGGAUCUCACCAAGGAAAAGAAAGAUCUUCUUGGAGAGCUCUCAAAAGUUCUUAGCAUCUCAACAGAACGCCACCGUGCUGAAGUUCGGAGAGCAGUAAACGAUGAACGGUUAACAACAAUUGCACAUAAAAUGAAUUUAUCCUUAUAUUUGGGUGAAAGACCAAGUUACAGUAUGUCUGGACCUAAUAGCUCUUCAGAAUGGUCCAUUGAAGGUCGUCGAUUGGUACCACUGAUGCCCCGGCUAGUUCCCCAAACAGCCUUCACUGUAACAGCUAAUGCUGUUGCCAAUGCAGCUAUCCAGCACAAUGCAUCUCUUCCAGUGCCUGCAGAAACAGGAAGCAAAGAAGUAGUGGUUUGCUAUUCCUACACAAGUACCACGUCAACCCCAACCUCUACCCCUGUUCCAAGUGGCAGCAUAGCAACGGUUAAGUCUCCAAGACCUGCCAGUCCUGCCUCCAAUGUAGUUGUCUUGCCAAGUGGAAGUACUGUUUAUGUCAAAAGUGUUAGCUGUUCAGAUGAAGAUGAAAAACCCAGAAAACGAAGGCGAACAAACUCUUCUAGCUCCUCUCCUGUUGUGCUAAAGGAAGUUCCAAAGGCCGUUGUUCCAGUUUCAAAGACGAUCACUGUGCCUGUGAGUGGCAGUCCCAAGAUGAGCAACAUCAUGCAGAGCAUUGCCAACUCCUUACCACCCCACAUGUCUCCUGUGAAAAUAACCUUUACCAAACCUUCAACACAGACAACAAACACAACAACACAGAAGGUUAUUAUAGUGACCACAUCACCAAGUUCUACCUUCGUACCCAACAUUCUCUCCAAAUCCCAUAACUAUGCAGCGGUCACUAAGCUUGUACCAACAUCAGUCAUUGCUUCCACAACUCAGAAGCCACCAGUUGUUAUAACUGCUUCACAGUCUUCUCUGGUCAGUAGUAGCAGCAGUGGCAGCAGCAGUGCUACAUCAUCACCUAUUCCUAGUACAGUUGCGGUAACAGCUGUUGUAUCCUCCACACCAUCUGUGGUCAUGUCAACCGUAGCACAAGGUGUAUCUACAUCAGCAAUCAAAAUGGCAACAACAAGACUUCCUUCCCCCAAAAGCUUAGUGAGUACCCCGACCCAGAUUCUUGCACAGUUUCCUAAACAGCAUCAACAAUCUCCUAAGCAGCAGUUACAUCAAGUGCAACAACAGACACAGCCUUCUGUGGCUCAGCCUUCUCUAGUAUCUCAUCAGCAACAGCCUCAGCAGUCUUCUUUGCCACCUGGUAUCAAACCUACCAUCCAAAUCAAACAAGAGUCAGGUGUUAAAAUCAUCACACAACAGGUUCAACCAAGUAAAAUCUUACCCAAACCAGUGACUGCAACUCUGCCCACCAGUAGCAAUUCCCCUAUUAUGGUAGUUAGCAGUAAUGGUGCAAUUAUGACAACUAAACUGGUGACCACUCCUACUGGCACACAGGCAACCUAUACCCGGCCAACAGUGAGCCCAUCCAUAGGUCGGAUGGCUGCAACCCCUGGAGCUGCAACCUAUGUGAAAACUACCAGUGGUAGCAUCAUUACAGUAGUACCAAAAUCAUUAGCUACCUUGGGGGGCAAGAUAAUUAGCAGUAAUAUAGUUUCUGGAACAACUACCAAAAUCACUACAAUCCCAAUGAGUUCCAAGCCCAAUGUGAUUGUUGUGCAAAAGACUACAGGAAAAGGAACAACCAUUCAAGGCCUCCCAGGCAAAAAUGUUGUCACAACAUUGCUAAAUGCUGGAGGAGAGAAGACUAUUCAGACAGUGCCAACAGGAGCAAAGCCAGCUAUAAUCACUGCUACAAGACCUAUCACCAAAAUGAUUGUAACUCAGCCAAAAGGAAUAGGUUCCACAGUUCAACCAGCAGCUAAAAUCAUCCCAACAAAAAUUGUUUAUGGGCAACAAGGGAAAACACAGGUUCUUAUUAAACCCAAACCAGUGACAUUUCAGGCCACAGUUGUUAGUGAACAGACAAGACAGCUGGUAACAGAAACAUUACAGCAAGCAUCCAGGGUAGCAGAGGCUGGUAAUUCAUCUGUUCAGGAAGGAAAAGAAGAACCACAGAGUUAUACAGAUAGUAGUUCCUCUUCCACAGAGUCCUCCCAGAGUUCCCAAGAUUCCCAGCCUGUAGUUCAUGUAAUUGCUUCCCGGCGUCAGGAUUGGUCAGAACAUGAGAUUGCAAUGGAGACUAGCCCCACCAUAAUAUAUCAGGAUGUAUCCAGUGAAUCACAAUCAGCUACUUCAACAAUCAAAGCUCUGUUAGAACUCCAACAGACAACAGUAAAGGAAAAAUUGGAAUCUAAACCGAGACAACCUACUAUUGACUUGAGUCAAAUGGCAGUGCCUAUUCAGAUGACCCAGGAAAAGAGACAUUCUCCUGAGAGUCCAUCGAUUGCUGUAGUAGAAUCAGAACUAGUUGCUGAAUACAUCACUACUGAACGCACUGAUGAGGGGACAGAGGUUGCUUUUCCCCUUCUAGAUGCUGUGGCGAUUUCUGGAGAAAUAUCAUCAUCACCUCCUCUAUUUUCAGUCAGCCAUCGCUCCCAGCCCCAACAACCUUCUCAGCCCCAGCGGACCUUGCUCCAACAUGUGGCUCAGUCACAGACCGCAACACAAACUUCAGUGGUGGUGAAGUCCAUCCCAGCGUCCUCCCCUGGAGCAAUCACCCAUAUCAUGCAGCAGGCAUUAAGCAGUCACACUGCUUUUACCAAACACAGCGAGGAACUUGGAACUGAAGAGGGCGAGGUUGAAGAGAUGGACACUUUAGACCCUCAGACAGGUCUGUUUUACCGAUCUGCCCUGACUCAGUCACAGUCAGCUAAACAGCAAAAACUUAGCCAGCCCCAGCUGGAACAGACUCAGCUGCAAGUGAAAACUCUGCAGUGCUUCCAGACUAAACAGAAGCAGACCAUCCACCUGCAGGCAGACCAGCUCCAGCACAAACUCCCGCAAAUGCCCCAGCUUUCCAUCAGGCAUCAAAAACUCACCCCUCUCCAGCAAGAACAAGCACAGCUUAAGCCAGAUGUACAGCACACACAGCAUCCCAUGGUGGCCAAAGACAGGCAGCUUCCUACCUUAAUGGCACAGCCCCCGCAAACUGUAGUACAGGUGCUUGCAGUGAAAACUACGCAGCAGCUCCCCAAGCUGCAGCAGGCUCCGAACCAACCAAAAAUCUACGUGCAACCCCAGCCCCCCCAGGGCCAAAUGUCGCUCCCUGCCUCAUCAGAGAAACAGCCGGCAAGCCAGGUGGAGCAGCCAAUUAUAACCCAAGGAUCCUCUGUUACAAAGAUAACUUUUGAGGGGCGCCAGCCUCCCACAGUUACAAAGAUAACUGGUGGCAGUUCUGUGCCUAAGCUGACAUCACCAGUUACAAGCAUAUCUCCCAUUCAGGCCUCUGAGAAGACAGCAGUUUCAGACAUUUUGAAAAUGUCUUUGAUGGAAGCUCAGAUUGAUACAAAUGUAGAGCAUAUGGUAGUGGAUCCCCCAAAGAAGGCUCUUGCCACUAGUAUGCUCACUGGUGACACAGGAUCAUUACCCUCUACCCACAUGGUGGUGGCAGGGGUUGCGAAUUCCACUCCUCAGCAACAGAAAUGUAGAGAGUCCUGUUCAAAUCCAUCUGCUGUUGGCCCUCCCCUAACGACCAGGAAAAUCGAUGUACCAGGAGUGCCUACAACAGGCCAGUUCAUGCGUAUUCAGAAUGUAGGCCAAAAGAAAGCUGAAGAGAACCCAGCAGAAAUUAUCAUCCAGGCCAUUCCCCAGUAUGCUAUUCCUUGUCACUCCAGCUCCAAUGUGGUUGUGGAGCCCAGUGGGCUUCUUGAGUUAAACAACUUCACCAGUCAACAGCUGGAUGAUGAUGAGACAGCAAUGGAGCAGGACAUAGACAGUAGCACGGAGGAUGGAACUGAGCCCAGCCCCUCUCAGAGUUCUGCCGAGCGGUCUUAGUGUUUUGGAUACAGGAGUGCACUUUAAAACCUGCUUGGUUACCAAGUGUCCAGGGAAACUCUUGAAUUCUAAUGUCAAAAAAAGAAAAAAGAAAAAAAAAAAAAAAAAAGCACUUUGCCCGUACUUAAGCUAUGGACCCUGAAACAGCAAUAUUUCAGUAAGAUAUUGCUGCAGGAGUAGCAUUUUAACAAACUAAAACUCACAGGGGAAUGUACUUUUUUAAAAAAAAUUUUAAAAAGGGGGAAAAAAAAAAAGAAGAUGCACAUCUACAGAGAUUCAAGAUCUGAUACUCUUCCUCUGUUGGACCAUGGCCAGUGGAAAAGUUUUAUUUUGCAGUGGAAAGAGACUUUUCCUGUGAAUGUUUCCCAACUGGUUUCCAUUGAGCAAAUUGCCAUCACAAAGUACCAUCAAAAAAGGAGAAUGUGAAUAGUUUGUAUUUUGAAAUGAUGUGUCAUGAACAGUUUUUAAAAAUCUUGUGUUUUUGCAAAUCCCUGGAAGUGUUGAACUGGUUAACAUUUUAUGUUUGCUCAGUUGAUAAUUAGUUUAUAAAUAUCUAGGAAAAUACUGGCAUUAAAGAAACCUUUUUGGAUGGCAGAAAACAGAUCCAUAACCAGUAGGAAUUACUUUUUGGGUGGCUUGUACAUUCUCAUUGGUUGUAUGCUAAUUUAUUGUGUUUUCUCUUUGUGCUCUAGGCGGCACACUUACCUUCUAUUUAUUUAAGUGUAAACAUUUCAAAGCAGGCCAUUGUCCUUCUGACACAUUUCUUAUAAACUAGGAUUGUAUCCCCUUCCACCUCCCAUCCUUCCUCCAGUCCCCUUCAAGAAAACUUAUUAGAAAAUGUAUUAUUAUAGAGGAAAAAAUUUUUUUUCUGGCCCAAAGGAAAUGUUCAUUUACAUUAAGGAAAACAAAUUAUUCAUUCACGUGAUGAUGUUUUAAUGUUGAAAUUGCACAUUCAUGUGGGACUGAGACUUUAAAAUAAUUUUUACAUACUUUUGUUUAAACCCCUUUGAAAUGUAUAAAAAAGUUGAUUUUCAGUUCUAAAUGUAAUGUUUUUACCCUUUUUUAGGACACAGUUUGUUUAAUCAGUAUGUUUUGGUCUUGUGAUUACUGUCUGUCACAAGUGAGGGGUAAUGAGGUGGGAGGGUAAGAGUUUUGAAGUUGUGGCAAAGGAAACUAUACUUUUCAUUUUUAAAACUGUAAAUAGAAAAGUUUGUAACGGUUUUAUAUAGAUUUCACUAUAAAUAAGCAUUUUAAGACUGACAAAUGUUGAAUUGUACAUACAUAUAUCAGCAUAACUGCCCAAUUAUUUGGUGCUGAAGUACUGUAAGUAGAAUUCAUCAAGUCUCCAAUUUUUGCAUCUAUCUGGGAAAAAAAAAGCUGUGAUACUAUGGUUAAUAAAUUCCCACUAAAGUAAUACUGAAGAUUUCAACACAAGCAUUCAUAAGAUGCACUGGUCUCUGGUAGUUGUAACUUUCUAUACUGGGUGAUAGUGAUUUACCCAUAGAUGGAGCUGUUGGGUAUCAUUUCAUUGUACAAAUUCAUGUUUUAAAAACUUCUGACUUUAUUUCCAGUUAAGUACUUUUUUAACUUCUCGUAGGUCAUAGAAUCCUAUGAACAUUCACCAAAAAGGUACACAUGCCAAUGUACAUGUUACAUUUCACAUACAAUAUACAGUUUUAGGGAUCUAUGGGCCACUAAGGCUAUCCAUGUAUUCCAGGUUAAGCUCGCUGUUAUGAUCAAUCCAUUACUUACAGUUGGAAGUUUUUAUAAAAUAAAGUAUCUUUUAAAUAUUCAUGGAUCAGGUAACAAGAACAAACUUAAAUAAAGUUAUGUUCUGCAUAUUCUAACAGCAUAGCAUACUUGUGUCCCUUUUAAGAAUUAGGACAUAUCUCAGUAUGUUCAACAACUGGAAUGGCAAGUGAAACUGCAUACAUAUAUAAAUAAGAGUUUUAAAAAUACUUUAAAAGUGCUAAUUUCAAAUACUGCAUGAAUUCAUCAACAAAUAUUAAUUAGGCCCCUUUUUAGUCCCAGACACUGUUCUAAGCACAGAGGAUACCAUAGUGAACAAACACCAAAUCCUACCUUUAUGGUGUUUAUAAACAGGAGGGAUCAAGGGAAAAGGAAACAAAAAUGAUUGUUAGGCUUCUCAGCUCAAUGAGUUAAUGGUAAGGCCAUCUGUAUAUCUUCAGACAUCUAUUUACUAAAAGUGUUAGCGUUGUAUCUAUUGGCAUUUUCAUGUUAAAGUCCAUAAAAUUAAUUUUAAGUUAUCUCUGUGAUGGUUAAGUCAUCUCUGUGAAUUAUAUUCAGACUGUAGUGCAGUUUUGUAAAAUUGUUAGAAUUUUGUUAAUCCAUGGUAAGAAUUCGUUUGGUUUAAAGUAAACUUUAGUAAGUACCUAGUA
This is a messenger RNA of Chinchilla lanigera (long-tailed chinchilla), 9317 nucleotides long. RefSeq names its product chromosome unknown open reading frame, human C11orf30 (gene Emsy). The transcript has 22 exons. The record is from RefSeq and is a predicted model, not a curated record. Gene Ontology annotation, cellular component: nucleoplasm. Gene Ontology annotation, biological process: regulation of DNA-templated transcription. Bases 2854 to 6918 code for a protein of 1354 amino acids. Lineage: Eukaryota; Metazoa; Chordata; Mammalia; Rodentia; Chinchillidae.